This is a messenger RNA of Protopolystoma xenopodis, 234 nucleotides long. The record is from the annotation of a GenBank genome assembly. NCBI's taxonomy places the organism in Eukaryota, Metazoa, Platyhelminthes, Monogenea, Polystomatidea, Polystomatidae.
GCCCUAGGCGACAAAAAGAGUGAUGGCGGCGAUGGCGACGGCAAAAAGGAGAUGGAUCCCGAGUUGGAAGAAGCCCUUCGGGAGGCCGAGCAACGUCGUCAGGAGAAACACAGGAAGAUGGAGGAGGAGAGGGAGAAUAUGCGUCAGGGAAUCAGAGACAAGGUAUACAAACAUCGGUCACUCCAUUUUGCCUUGAGUCAUUCCUCCUUUAUUCGAGUGUUAGAGAGAAUAUGA